Messenger RNA from Tupaia belangeri chinensis (Chinese tree shrew), 945 nucleotides. RefSeq names its product olfactory receptor 5H2-like. Gene Ontology annotation, cellular component: membrane. The record is from RefSeq and is a predicted model, not a curated record. The coding region runs from base 1 to 945 and encodes 314 amino acids. The transcript has a single exon. Gene Ontology annotation, biological process: G protein-coupled receptor signaling pathway. Gene Ontology annotation, molecular function: G protein-coupled receptor activity; olfactory receptor activity. NCBI's taxonomy places the organism in Eukaryota, Metazoa, Chordata, Mammalia, Scandentia, Tupaiidae.
AUGGAAAAUAAAAAUGCAACCUUGCUGACAGAGUUUAUUCUCACAGGACUUCUAUUUCAACCAGAGUGGAAAAUCCCCCUGUUCCUGGUGUUCUUGGUCAUAUAUCUCAUCACCAUGGUGGGGAACCUUGGUCUGAUUGCUCUCAUCUGGAAUGACCCUCACCUUCACAUCCCCAUGUACUUAUUCCUUGGGAAUUUAGCCUUUGUGGAUACUUGGAUGUCAUCCACAGUGACUCCAAAGAUGCUGGUCAACUUCCUAGCCAAGAAUAAGAUGAUAUCUCUCUCUGAAUGCAUGAUACAAUUUUUCUCCUUUGCAAUCUCUGUAACCACAGAGUGCUUUCUCUUAGCAGCAAUGGCAUAUGAUCGCUAUGUAGCCAUAUGCAAACCCUUACUUUAUCCCAUGAUUAUGACCAACAAACUAUGCAUCCGACUGAUAUGCUUGUCAUUUGUGGGUGGUUUUCUUCAUGCUUUACUUCAUGAAAGUUUUCUAUUUAGAUUAACUUUCUGUGAUUCGAACAUAAUCCAUCACUUUUACUGCGACAUUGUCCCAUUGUUAAAGAUUUCCUGUACUGACCCAUCUAUUAAUUUUUUAGUAAUUUUUAUUUUCUCUGGAUCAAUUCAGGUAUUCACUAUCAUGACUGUUCUUGUGUCUUAUUCAUUUGUUCUUUUUACCAUCUUAAAAAAGAAGUCUGUGAAGGGUAUAAAAAAAGCCUUCUCCACCUGUGGGGCCCAUCUCUUAUCUGUGUCUUUAUACUACGGCCCUCUGCUUUUUAUGUACGUGCGCCCUCGGUCACCAGCAGCAGAUGAGGAAGAUAUGACAGACUCUCUAUUUUAUGUGGUCAUCAUACCUUUAUUGAACCCAAUUAUCUACAGUCUGAGAAAUAAGCAAGUCAUAGAUUCACUGACAAAUGUGCUAAAGAGAAAUAUUUUGAUAGUCUCGUAUUAA